GAAAAAAGUUUGCACAGUGGCUGGAAGGGCGAGAGCGGAGCUCGCAGCCCCGCAGUCCGAGAGGAAGAAGAUGAUCGGCCGCAGGUUACAGCCCCAGGCUGAGCGGACCCCGAGCCUCCCCCAGGGCACCAGGAGCGACCGCAGCGGCAGCGGUCAACCCAGGUAGCCGUCAACCCAGGAAGCCGCCAACCCAGGUAGCCGUCCGUGCUGCCCGCAGCUGAAGAGGAGGGCGGCCGGGAGCGGGGACAGAGGCUCGGUGUCACCUGCGCGCGCGGCCCCACACCUGAGCGGACACCUGCGGGCUCCACAAAGCUGGGGCUUAUCUUUGGAGGAAAAUCAAACAAGAAAUCCAAAACCGGCCUUCACUGAGGCAUCCCACUACCCCCCUUGGUUCUCCAAAUUUUUGCAAGCUGGCCAUUCUGAACCCAGUUCCGGAAAAUUAGCAGCCUCUGAGACUUGAUUCUGAGAAGGCAAAGGCUUGGCAAGCUCCGGACUCAGCGGGGAGAGGCUGAGGGGCUGGUUGGAGGCGUGUCCAGGACAUCUGAGGGGUGACCCUGGGGACCCACAGGGCUGCCACCGACACCACAGACCCAGCCUCCCACCGCAGGGCUGCGCACCACCGGCCACCACCAUGUCCACCUCCGUCGCCAAUGCGUCUGCCUCCUUUAUCCCCGACCGUCCGAGCAACCCAGUGACCAUUCCGGCGGUGAUGUUCAUCUUCGGAGUGGUGGGCAACCUGGUAGCCAUCGUGGUGCUGUGCAAGUCGCGCAAGGAGCAAAAGGAAACGACCUUCUACACGCUCGUAUGCGGGCUGGCCGUCACCGACCUGCUGGGCACGUUGCUGGUGAGCCCAGUGACCAUCGCCACAUACAUGAAGGGCCAGUGGCCCGGGGGUGAGGCGCUGUGCGAGUACAGCACCUUCAUCCUGCUCUUCUUCGGCCUGUCGGGCCUCAGCAUCAUCUGCGCCAUGAGCAUCGAGCGCUACCUGGCCAUCAACCACGCCUACUUCUACAGCCACUAUGUGGACAAGCGGCUGGCCGGCCUCACGCUCUUUGCCGUCUAUGUGUCCAACGUGAUCUUCUGCGCGCUGCCCAACAUGGGCCUCGGCAGCUCGCGGCUGCAGUACCCAGACACCUGGUGCUUCAUCGACUGGACCACCAACGUUACGGCGCACGCCGCCUUCUCUUACAUGUACGCGGGCUUCAGCUCCUUCCUCAUCCUGGUCACUGUGCUCUGCAACGUGCUUGUCUGUGGCGCGCUGCUCCGUAUGCACCGCCAGUUCAUGCGCCGCACCUCGCUGGGCACCGAGCAGCACCACGCGACGGCCGGCGCAGCCGUGGAGUCGGCAGCCUGCCGAGGUCACCCGGCCGCCUCCUCCCCAGCCCUGCAGCGCCUGAGCGACUUUCGCCGCCGCCGGAGCUUCCGCCGCAUCGCGGGCGCUGAGAUCCAGAUGGUCAUCUUACUCAUUGCCACCUCCGUGGUCGUGCUCAUCUGCUCCAUCCCGCUCGUGGUACGGGUGUUCGUCAACCAGUUGUAUCAGCCGAAUUUGGAGGAAGAAGUCAGCAAAAACCCAGAUUUGCAGGCCAUCCGAAUUGCUGCGGUGAACCCCAUCCUGGACCCCUGGAUAUACAUCCUCCUGCGGAAGACGGUGCUGAGUAAAGUGGUAGAGAAGAUCAAAUGCCUCUUUUGCCGCAUCGGUGGGGCCCGUAGAGACCGCUCGGGCCAACACUGCUCAGACAGUAGGCGGACAUCAUCUGCCAUGUCCAGCCACUCUCGCUCCUUCCUCUCCCGGGAGCUGAAGGAGAUCAGCAGCACAUCUCAGACCCUCCUUUACCUCUCAGAACUAAGCGAAAAUGGUCUUGGAGGCAGGAAUUUGCUUCCAGGUGUGCCUGGCAUGGGCACGGCCCAAACAGACACCACCUCACUAAGGACUUUGCGAAUAUCAGAGACCUCAGACUCCUCCCAGGGGCAGGACUCAGAGAGUGUCUUACUGGUGGAUGAGGUUGGUGGGAGCAGCAGGGCUGGGUCUGCCCCCAAGGGGAACUCCCUGCAAGUCACAUUUCCCAGUGAAACACUGAGCUUAUCAGAAAAGUGUAUAUAGUAGGUAAGGAAGAAAAUACAGCACUGUUUCUGGAACCAUAUAAAAUCCCGUGCAAUAGACAUGUACAUGAAGUGUAGCAUUUAUCUGUGCUCAAAGGGCUAGUUUCAUCCUACGAGUCAUAUAAGACAACAUCUUGGCUUUUGAGCACUUUUCAGACAAACAAGUUGAUUCCCAUGUGUCCCAAGGACUGAAGCAUAUUGGCUGCCACAUCUCUGUGACACAGGAUCGCUGUCACAAGUCACCAACUGGGAAGAUCUACCCUCAGUUUUUCUACUGGAUAGGAGGAUGGCAGAAAUUUUGCUGUUUUCAUAACAUCAGGAGCUUUAUAUCUGGCACACAACAGCGGGCCAGGUAUUAGAAGGGCUCUAUUCCAAUAAACUAUGAGGACUACCUUAUGGAUGAUUUAAAUAUCACUAAAGCAUGAAAAUGUGAAUUUUUAUUGUUGUAAAUAUGAUUUAAGGUAUUUAAAGUAUUUUCUUCUCUAUGAGAAGGUUUAUUUUUAAUACAAGGUAUAAUAAAAUAUGGUAACCCCUCUCCUCCCAGUAUAACCAGCUCAAGUUGCAGAUGUUAGAUAUUUUUUUUCAUAAGCAAGUUCAGGCCAAGGUGUUGAGAACUCAGUGAGAUUGAUAUCUAUAAAAUAGAUAUGAGUUUUUUAAGAGUUUAGAACUAUCAAAGGAAUAAAGACAAAUAUUAUUUAAGACAUGAAAAAUACAGUCCAAAUUUUUGAAGUUUUUUCCAAGCUAUGUAUUAUACACAUUGAGACAUUUUUAGUGAGGCUACCUUGAUUUACCCAGAAAACUCUGAUUUCGGGCGAACCUAAUAUUCUGGUCAAUCUUUUCUAGCUUUGUCCCACUACCUGGUACUUUUAAAAAUGUAACAUAAAUCAAAAAAGACUUUAAUAAAUAACCCAUAAUUGAAGUGUAUAAUAUAAAAAGUCUAAGCAGCUUGUUUUCCCCCAAAAAGUGUGCAUGGUUUUAUUUUCCUAAGGAAUGACCUAGAAAUAUACUUUAAAAUUUAAGUGCAAGGCAAGCUCUGCCAUUAUGAACUUUAUUUUGAAAUGUGGAAGGACUGGUUAAAGUAGCCUUCCACAUAUGUCAUAAGAGUUCAUCAACACGAAGGGUGCAUUUAACUUGGGCACUUAAAGAGUCACCUUGUAACCGUUUUGUGUGCUACCCCAUCAUGCUGUGCACAUAUUUGAAAGACCUUUGUCAAAAAAUAUUAAGCAUGUUUUGUUGCUUAAAGUGUUUUUGUGAAUUGCUUGGUUGGUUGUAAUUAAAUUCUGAGCCUGAUAUUGACAUGGUUUUAAGCAGCAGUUGUUCCAACUGAAAUUAUUUUGGAGAUUACAAUAAAUAAAUACACUCAAUCCGAGUUCUGUAUCUUCAGUAUUGGAAAACUUGUGCCAUUUUUGUUUCCUUCAGGUCAUCUUCUUUAUCCUUUUAAAUUGGAUUUUUUUUUAACUGUUUUAUUUUAAAAUAAUUUCAAAUUUAAAGAAAAGUUACAAGAAUAGUACAAAGCCCUGGAUUCACUUAGUAGAGAAUGGGUUUAGAAAUCAAGCUUUGUGUGCUAGGGAUGUUCAUUAUUUUUUAACUGUUCACCCAGAUACUGCAGUUGGUACCAUUUUAUCAUUUGUCUUAACAUUUUCUCUUUCUUCUUAGGCACUGGUUAGCAUGGUCAAAUAGAACAUUUUAGAAGUUUGGGCCAGAUGCUCCUUUUCUGCCAUCUCUCCCUCAACUGACAACCACUGUCCCAUUAGGUCUGCAGUCCAUGAUAAUCAAUGCCUACUGGCAUUACAAAGGGAAAGAGACAGACAUUUGUAACUCCUGGUGGAAGUACUCAAGGACACCCAUGACUUACUCUUGCCAAAAAAUUGAAUGAAUUUGAUCAAACUCCUAGAUCAAAGUACCAAUUUACAAGAAAUAUAGGGACAUCAGGGGGAUAUAAUAAGCAAAAUAGAAAAUGUGGAAAGUUCUAAAAGAACAAAUGACCCCAAAACGAAACCCAUUGUCAUUGAGUGGAUUCCAACUCAUAGUAACCCUCUACCACAGAAUAGAACUGCCCAAUAAGGUUUCCAAGACUGUAAUCUUUAUGGAAGCACACUGCCAUAUCUCUCUCCCACAGAGCAGCUAGUAGGUUCAAACCAUCGACCUUCUGGUUAGCAGUCAAGCACUUUCUUAAAAAAAAAAAGAAAAAGGAGAGAGAACCUAUAUAUUUAAAAGACUAAGAAACAUAUCAACAGUUGCAAUAAUUGGACAUGUUUUGGAUUCUGAGUUAACUGUACUAUCAUAAUGUUUUGUGUGAUACCCAAAAUGUGAUAUAAUUGACAUUAUCUACACAUGGGGUCACCAUGAGUUGGGAUAGACUUGAGGGCAGCUAACAACACUCUAGCUAUUUUAAAAAAGGAAUUUGUAAUUAAAAACCAUAUCAAAAGGAAACUCCAGGCCUAGAUGACUUCACUUGUGAAUUCAGAAAGAAAUACCAAACCUACAUAAACGCUCUCAGAAAAUACAGCAGGUGAAUACACUUCCUAACUUUUUCAUGAAGUCUGCAUUACCCUGAUCCCAAAACCAGACAAAGCUAGUACAAGAAAAUUGUAGACCAACAUUCCUCAUGAAUAUAAUCACAAAAAUCCUUAAUAAAAUAUUACCAAAUUGGAUCAAGCAAAACAGAAAAGGGAUAUCACACACACAACUAAGUAGAGCUUAUCCCAGAGAUGCAAAGUUGUUUUAACACUUGAAAAUAAAUAUAAUCCACCAUAUUAACAGAACAAAGGAGAAAAAUCAUAUGAUCAUCUCAUAGAUAUAGAAAAAGCAUUUGAUAAAAUUCAAUACCCAUUCAUGAUAAAAGGCUUUCAGCAUACUAGGAACGAAACUUCCUCAGUUUAACAAAGGAGAUUAGAUAGAUACAGACAUUUUUUUUCUUUUUUAAAAUCUGCAGCUACCAUCAUACUUAACGGUGAAAAACUAAAGGAUUGUAAAAAAAAAAAAAAAAAGCAACAA
Loxodonta africana (African savanna elephant) is the source of this 5097-nucleotide messenger RNA. It is a transcript of the gene PTGER4, whose product is annotated as prostaglandin E receptor 4. The transcript is spliced from 3 exons. The coding region runs from base 632 to 2101 and encodes 489 amino acids. Lineage: Eukaryota; Metazoa; Chordata; Mammalia; Proboscidea; Elephantidae. Gene Ontology annotation, cellular component: plasma membrane. Gene Ontology annotation, biological process: inflammatory response; cellular response to prostaglandin E stimulus; negative regulation of inflammatory response. Gene Ontology annotation, molecular function: prostaglandin E receptor activity. The record is from RefSeq and is a predicted model, not a curated record.